Molecule: messenger RNA, 765 nt
Organism: Mytilinidion resinicola
Lineage: Eukaryota; Fungi; Ascomycota; Dothideomycetes; Mytilinidiales; Mytilinidiaceae
Exons: 1
Coding region: 1-765 (254 amino acids)
Source: RefSeq, a predicted model, not a curated record
AUGGCACCUCGCCGCUCCGCGCGCCUCGCCGCCCGCAGAGCCCCAAUCCCUAACCCCUCUCCAAUUCCCACUCCCUCCCCUGCACCAUCCUCAAGCCCCAUCUACACACGCACCCGCAGCAAAGUGACAUUUAAAAUUACCAAGCCAGUCCCCAAAAUCACCACACUCACCAUUGCCUCCAGCACCCGCAUAACCAAACCUCCCCACCGCACCCGCCUUCGCACCCCCCGCCUAAUCCUCGACGACGAAGCCUCCGAAGGCACCGCCUCGUCCACCUCCACGGCGCGCUCCUUCCACUCCUCGGGCCUCUCGGCGAGCGACAUGGAGGACCAUCUCCAAGGCGACACUCUGAACUCUGACUCCGAAGACAGCCGUUUCGGUAGCGACGACGAUAACGAGAACUACUUCAACGACAGCGGGUUCGUGCUGCCGAACUCGUCGGAUGAGUCGUCUGAGGAGGAGGGGGCAGGGUCGAGUGGGUAUGACGGAGAUGCGUCGAAUGAGAGCACGGAGAGCGAGAGCUCGGGCUUGAGUUCGAGGUCAGAGGAGUCGGCGAGUGAGGGGAGUGAAGAGUCUGAGGAUGGGGAAUCUGAGGAGGAAGAGGAGGAGAGUCCGGUUCCCUGUCCUGUUUCGAGAGGUUCUGAGGAGGAGGAGGAUGAUGCGUUGCCGGUGGUUGCGUCGAGGGGGUUUGCGAGGCGGAGGCAGGUGAGGUCGGCAUCGCCGUCUCCUACGCCUGUUUCAGGCCCAGCUGUCUUAAAAUCGUGA